Molecule: messenger RNA, 822 nt
Organism: Colius striatus (speckled mousebird)
Lineage: Eukaryota; Metazoa; Chordata; Aves; Coliiformes; Coliidae
Gene: HMX2
Product: H6 family homeobox 2
Exons: 2
Coding region: 1-822 (273 amino acids)
Biological process (GO): regulation of transcription by RNA polymerase II
Cellular component (GO): nucleus
Molecular function (GO): RNA polymerase II transcription regulatory region sequence-specific DNA binding; DNA-binding transcription factor activity, RNA polymerase II-specific
Source: RefSeq, a predicted model, not a curated record
AUGAGCAGCAAAGAAGACCCGAGCAAGUGCUGUCCGGCGGCUGCUCCCAUCUCCAGUUUCACCAUCCAGUCCAUCUUGGGCAGCGGCAGCUCCGAGCCCCCCCGGGAGGCCGGCGGGAGAGCGGCCGCCUGGCCCGCCCGCGCCCGGACCCUCUCCCUGUCCUCGGAGGACGAGGAGCCGGAGGAGAGCUGGAAACACCGCGGCUGCUUCUGCUCCGAGGCUCAGGGCCCCGCCGAGGCGUGCCACAAGCACCAGCCCCUCAGUUUCACCUGUCUCGGCAGCGCCAAGGGGAGCGGAGCGGCUGCGGGCAGCGGGGAGAGGGGACCUUUCCUCUCCCCGCCUCAGCAGGACUGUAAGGAGGAGAAGGAGAAGCCCUUGGGACCCUCCUCGCCCUCCUGCGGGGACCGGCAGCGCGACGGCGGGGACCGGCAGGCCGGCGCCGCCAAGAAGAAGACGAGGACGGUGUUCAGCCGCAGCCAAGUCUACCAGCUGGAAUCCACCUUCGACAUGAAGCGCUACCUGAGCAGCUCGGAGCGGGCCUGCCUGGCCUCCAGCCUGCAGCUCACCGAGACCCAGGUGAAGACCUGGUUCCAGAACCGCAGGAACAAGUGGAAACGGCAGCUCUCGGCCGAGCUGGAGGCGGCCAACAUGGCCCACGCCUCAGCGCAGACUCUGGUGGGGAUGCCGCUGGUGUUCAGGGACAAUUCCCUCCUCCGAGUGCCGGUGCCUCGCUCCAUCGCCUUCCCCGCUCCUCUCUACUACCCCGGCAGCAACCUCUCGGCCUUACCGCUCUACAACCUCUACAACAAGAUCGACUAUUGA